UUAAACCCUCAAAUCUAUUAUCACUUUCUCACUCUUCUUCUCUCAAAUCCAUUUUCUCCCAAAAUCAAGUUUUCAUCCGAUCAGAAAAUGAGUUCCACUGGAACAACCAAAGGUGGAAGAGGCAAACCAAAGGCUGCCAAAUCAGUUUCCAGAUCUUCAAAGGCAGGUCUUCAAUUCCCCGUCGGAAGAAUCGCCAGAUUCCUCAAGGCCGGUAAAUACGCCGAACGUGUUGGUGCCGGAGCUCCUGUCUAUCUCUCCGCCGUCCUUGAGUAUCUCGCUGCUGAGGUUUUGGAAUUGGCUGGAAAUGCCGCUAGGGACAACAAGAAGAACCGUAUUGUACCAAGGCACAUUCAGCUUGCUGUUAGAAACGAUGAAGAACUCAGCAAGCUUUUAGGAACUGUGACCAUUGCUAAUGGUGGUGUUCUGCCCAAUAUUCAUCAGACUUUGCUUCCUAAGAAGGUUGGAAAGGGCAAAGGAGAAAUUGGAUCUGCUUCUCAAGAAUUUUAGGGUUUCUUAGUUCCGUUCUGAGCAGUUAUAUCUUAUCUUUCUUCAUAUGUAGCAUAAAUGAUAAAUUUCUAUCUCAUUACUCCGAUAAUGAAAAGGAUAAUAUUGAACAAUGAAUUCGUUUUUUUCUAUCUCA
This is a messenger RNA of Medicago truncatula (barrel medic), 640 nucleotides long. Its product is annotated as histone H2AX. Gene Ontology annotation, molecular function: DNA binding; protein heterodimerization activity; structural constituent of chromatin. The coding region runs from base 88 to 507 and encodes 139 amino acids. NCBI's taxonomy places the organism in Eukaryota, Viridiplantae, Streptophyta, Magnoliopsida, Fabales, Fabaceae. Gene Ontology annotation, cellular component: nucleosome. The transcript is spliced from 2 exons. The record is from RefSeq and is a predicted model, not a curated record.